Rhizophagus irregularis DAOM 181602=DAOM 197198 is the source of this 390-nucleotide messenger RNA. NCBI's taxonomy places the organism in Eukaryota, Fungi, Glomeromycota, Glomeromycetes, Glomerales, Glomeraceae. The record is from RefSeq and is a predicted model, not a curated record.
AUGGAAAAAAGAUCACAAGAAUCUAAAUGUUAUUGUAUUACAGGAAUCACCGUUGGUAUACAAGAUUCUGAUAUUAAAGGUCAAGGGAAUGUCAAAGAACCAGAUUUACAAACUAAAUUCAAAAAAUCUAAAGUUGUAACUGAUUUGAUACAUGACUUUAAUAUGAAAUAUAUUAAAGGAACGAGAAAACUUGGAUACAAGCAAAAUUCAAAUGACUCUCCAGCACAUUAUAAUUUGGAAGAUAAAAUUGAUGAAGAUAGAAGUAUUGACGAAGAUAGAAAUGUUGAUGAAAAUAGAAACAUUGAUAAUGAUUGUAAAGAGUGCGAAACUAUGAAAAUUAAGUUCAAGACAAUAUUAGACAAAAUUAGAGAUUUAUUUUCAACUGGUUAA